AUGAUGGUAACAUUUAAAUAUCUAAGUAAUAAUUUGACAAAAUCAAUAGAUUUCAAAUUACCGACUGAUUCAAAAGAUUACAAUGAAUCAGUUUCUUCAGAAAGAGAGAAAGCUACCACUACCACUACCAUUACUACUACUACUACUACUACUACUACUACUACUACUACUACUACUACUACUACUACUACUACUACUACUACUACUACUACUGCUACUACUACUACUACUACUACAACCAAUCACCAAUAA
Molecule: messenger RNA, 252 nt
Organism: Schistosoma turkestanicum
Lineage: Eukaryota; Metazoa; Platyhelminthes; Trematoda; Strigeidida; Schistosomatidae
Source: the annotation of a GenBank genome assembly